Molecule: messenger RNA, 264 nt
Organism: Prunus armeniaca (apricot)
Lineage: Eukaryota; Viridiplantae; Streptophyta; Magnoliopsida; Rosales; Rosaceae
Source: the annotation of a GenBank genome assembly
AUGGAAGGGAUGAAAGCAUCGUCAAGCUCAUCAAACACAGGCAUGAUGUCUCGCAUGAAGAAAGAUUGCUUAUUUUUCUAUGUUUCUUUGCAAGAGGGUUUUCGCAAUCUUAAGGCCUUCUUCGUUGGUCAGGCUAAGAAGUUGACGGCAAGAAACGAGCAAGAAGCAACGGAAGCAGAGCUUCGCACAAGCAAAAUGCAAGUUGAAGCUGCCGAUGCAGCUGAGGAAACCAAAAAGAAACUCAGCAACAACAAAUCUGUGUAA